AGACUGUAUAAAAUGAGUAACAUCUCAAAUGUGGAUGGCAAUCGAUUUCAAAUCACUGCGGCAAUAUGGCUGGACGGUUAAGGUUGGCUCUAUCGUUGAUCGUGGCAGUUUAUUUCAUCGCUUUUGAUGGCGUUCACGGAUCAAGAUUGGCAGUGGAAAAGUGCAGCGAAUACAGAAACUUAAAAAUUAACAAAUGCCCUCCAAAGGAAUUGAUUUUAACACCAAGAAUCAAAAGUGGCGAAUUUCCUCACCAAGCUCUGCUGGGUUAUGAGAAACCUGACGGAACAGUUGAAUUUCAAUGUGGAGGAGUUCUGAUAAGCAAACGUUACGUGCUAACUGUGGCACAUUGCUUAAGUAAUCAUGAUCAGCCAACAGUAGUGCGGCUAGGUGAAGUCAACAUCCUUCAAAAAGGCGAUGAAAGGGAUGUUCCAAUUGAAUCGAUAAUCAUUCACCCAAACUAUCUCCGCUCGCAGUUCUACAACGACAUUGCCCUCAUUAAGCUUCAUCAGGACGUGCAGUUUACGCGAUCGAUUCGACCAGCUUGUCUUUGGACGGAAAACACCUUCAAUCAAAGUUCGGCAACGACAACGAGCUUCUCGCAGACGACGGAAUUCGAAAAAGAGAGUUUAAUUGAGCUGCCAACAAAAAUUUUGGAUAAAUCGCACUGUGCACAUUUUACCGAGAAUCUACGACGGUUAAAAAAUGGUUGGGCUGAUCACUUCAUAUGCACAGAAAGUUCAAAAGAAAACGAUGGUGUCGAUGGUUGCCUCCGAAAUAGUGGAGAUCCUCUGCAAGUUCCCGCAGAUGAGGGCAGCUGUAUCUAUCACCUGCUCGGACUGUCGUCGUUUGGAAGUUGUGGUAGUCCCAUCGGUGUUUAUAUUUCAGUCCCCAGUUUUAUCGAUUGGAUUGAACAAACUGUAUGGAAGUGAGUAGUUGAAAAAAAAUGUAGGUAUCAAUAUGGUAUCAAUUGAUUGAUGGGUACAAUUGUAAUUAUGGAAAUAUAGAUUUGAAAAAAAGAA
This is a messenger RNA of Uranotaenia lowii, 1019 nucleotides long. RefSeq names its product serine protease snake-like. The transcript is spliced from 3 exons. Gene Ontology annotation, molecular function: serine-type endopeptidase activity. Gene Ontology annotation, biological process: proteolysis. Bases 66 to 929 code for a protein of 287 amino acids. NCBI's taxonomy places the organism in Eukaryota, Metazoa, Arthropoda, Insecta, Diptera, Culicidae. The record is from RefSeq and is a predicted model, not a curated record.